AUGGCUUCGUUGUCUGCUCCCAUCUCCCCACCCAUGGAGUCCACCGGUGACCGUUUGAUGACCUUGGAGACCAAGGACGGUCACGCGUUGCAGGGUUACUCCUUCGGUGCUCCGGUGUCUGCUGCCGGUGAAGUGGUGUUCCAAACCGGUAUGGUUGGAUACCCCGAGUCCGUCACCGACCCAUCCUACGAGGGCCAGAUUUUGGUCAUCACUUACCCUCUCGUGGGCAACUACGGUGUGCCCGACAGAGACUUGAAGUGCGACAUUGUCGAGCAGUUGCCCAAGUACUUCGAGUCCAACCGCAUCCACAUUGCCGGUUUGGUGGUGGCCCACUACACCGAGGAGUACUCUCACUUCUUGGCCAAGUCUUCCUUGGGCCAGUGGUUGCAAAAGGAGGGCAUUCCUGCCAUUUACGGCGUGGACACCAGAGCCUUGACCAAGAAGUUGAGAGACAAUGGUUCCACUUUGGGUAGACUCUCGGUGCAGAAGGAGUCCACCAAGCACGACGACGUGCUCGGUCAACAGGACUGGCAACAGUACUUCGACGUUCCCGAAUGGGACGACCCCAACGUGAAGAACUUGGUUGCCAAGGUCUCGACCAAGGAGCCUGUUUUGUACACGCCAAAGUCCAACGUCAGAACCGACAAGAACGGCAAGCCCAUCCGGAUUGUUGCUGUGGAUGUGGGCAUGAAGUACAACCAGAUCCGCUGCUUCGUUGCCAGAGGUGUUGAGUUGAAGGUGGUUCCUUGGGACUACGACUUCACUGUUGAGGAGUACGACGGUUUGUUCAUCUCGAACGGUCCUGGCGACCCUCAAGUCAUGACCGAAACCGUUGCUAGAUUGGAGCGUGUCAUGAAGGAGGGCAAGACUCCUGUCUUCGGUAUUUGUUUGGGUCACCAGUUGUUGGCCAGAGCUACCGGUGCCGACACCAUCAAGUUGAAGUUCGGUAACCGUGGCCACAACAUCCCAUGUACAUCCACCACCUCUGGAAGAUGUUACAUCACUUCUCAAAACCACGGUUACGCUGUCGAUGCUUCCACUUUGUCUUCCGGCUGGAAGGAGUUGUUUGUCAAUGCCAACGACCAAUCCAACGAGGGUAUCUACCACGAGAGCAAGCCAUUUUUCUCUGUUCAAUUCCACCCAGAGUCUACCCCAGGCCCAAGAGACACUGAAUUUUUGUUUGACGUGUUCAUCAACGCCGUUGUUGACUUCAAGAACACUGGUGUCUACAAGGCUGUUGAGUUCCCAGGUGGUAACAUCGAUGAGAACAGAGCUGCUCACCCUAGAGAAAACGUCAAGAAGGUCCUUGUCUUGGGUUCUGGUGGUUUGUCCAUUGGCCAAGCCGGUGAGUUUGACUACUCUGGCUCUCAAGCUAUCAAGGCUUUGAAGGAAGAAGGUAUCUACACGAUCUUGAUCAACCCCAACAUCGCCACGAUCCAGACUUCCAAGGGUUUGGCCGACAAGGUCUAUUUCUUGCCUGUCAACCCUGAGUUUGUCAGAAAGGUUAUCCAAUUCGAGCGCCCCGAUGGUGUCUACUGUACUUUCGGUGGUCAGACUGCUUUGUCUGUUGGAAUUGCUUUGAAAGACGAGUUCGAGGGUUUGGGCGUCAAGGUCUUGGGUACACCAAUUGACACUGUCAUUACCACCGAGGACAGAGAGUUGUUCGCCAGUGCCAUGGAUGAGAUCAACGAAAAGUGUGCCAGAUCUGAGGCUUGUACCACAGUCGAAGAGUGUGUGGAUGCGGCCAACGCCAUCGGAUACCCAUUGAUUGUGAGAGCUGCCUUUGCAUUGGGUGGUUUGGGCUCCGGUUUUGCUGACAACGAGGAGGAGUUGGUUGCCUUGUGUUCCAAGGCUUUCGCCACCUCAUCCCAAGUUCUUGUGGAGAGAUCCAUGAAGGGCUGGAAGGAAGUUGAAUACGAAGUUGUUCGUGAUGCCUUCGACAACUGUAUCACUGUGUGUAACAUGGAGAACUUCGAUCCUUUGGGUAUCCACACUGGUGACUCUAUUGUUGUUGCUCCUUCGCAAACCUUGUCUGACGAAGACUACAACAUGUUGAGAACUACUGCUGUCAAUGUUAUCAGACACUUGGGUGUUGUCGGUGAGUGUAACAUCCAGUACGCUUUGAACCCAUUCUCCAAGGAGUAUUGCAUUAUUGAGGUGAACGCAAGAUUGUCUCGUUCUUCUGCUUUGGCCUCCAAAGCUACUGGCUACCCAUUGGCUUACACUGCCGCCAAAUUGGGUUUGAACAUUCCUUUGAAUGAGAUCAAGAACUCUGUCACCAAAUCUACCUGUGCCUGUUUCGAGCCAUCUUUGGAUUACGUCGUCGUCAAGAUUCCAAGAUGGGACUUGAAGAAGUUCACCAGAGUCUCUUCCUUGUUGUCUUCGUCCAUGAAGUCUGUUGGUGAGGUCAUGUCGAUCGGUAGAACUUUCGAAGAAGCUAUUCAAAAGGCUAUCAGAUCCGUUGAUUACCAAAACUUGGGCUUCAACAAGACCAACGCCUUGAUGUCCAUCGACAUUGACAGCGAAUUGCAAACUCCUUCCGAUCAACGUUUGUUCGCGGUUGCCAAUGCUUUGUCUGACGGCUACUCUGUUGACAAGGUCUGGAAAUUGACCAACAUUGACAAAUGGUUCUUGAACAAGUUGGACGGUUUGAUCAAGUUUGGUAACAAGAUUGCUGGCUAUGGUGUCAAGGAAAACCUUCCAAUUCCAGUGUUAAGACAAGCUAAGCAAUUAGGUUUCGAGGACAGACAGAUUGCCAAGUUCUUGGGCUCGAACGAAGUUGCCAUCAGAAGAUUGAGAAAGGAGGCCGGUGUUAUACCAUUCGUCAAGCAGAUUGACACUGUGGCUGCCGAGUUCCCUGCUUUCACCAACUACUUAUAUGUCACCUACAACGCUGACUCUUCUGAUGUUACCUUUGAUGACCACGGUGUUAUUGUCUUGGGCUCGGGUGUCUACAGAAUUGGUUCCUCGGUUGAGUUCGACUGGUGUGCUGUCAGAGCCAUUAGAACCUUGAGAGAGAACAAGUUCAAGACGAUCAUGAUCAACUACAACCCUGAGACUGUUUCCACUGACUACGACGAGGCUGACAGGUUGUAUUUCGAGACCAUCAACUUGGAGAGAGUCUUGGAUAUCUAUGACUUGGAGAACUCUGCUGGUGUUAUCAUUUCUAUGGGUGGACAAACUUCCAACAACAUUGCUUUGACUUUGCACCGUCAAAACGUCAAGAUCUUUGGUACUUCCCCUGAGAUGAUUGACUCUGCUGAGAACAGAUACAAGUUUUCCAGAAUGUUGGACAGAAUUGGUGUUGACCAACCAGCUUGGAAGGAGUUGACUUCUUACGAGGAAGCCGAAGAGUUCGCUGACUUGGUCACUUUCCCUGUGUUGGUUCGUCCUUCUUACGUGUUGUCUGGUGCUGCCAUGAACACUGUCUACUCCAAGGCUGACUUAGCUUCUUACUUGUCUCAAGCUGUUGACGUGUCUCCUGAUUACCCUGUGGUUAUCACCAAGUACAUCGAGAACGCCAAGGAAAUUGAGAUGGAUGCCGUUGCCAAGGAUGGUAAAAUGAUCAUGCACGUUGUUUCCGAGCACGUUGAGAACGCAGGUGUCCACUCUGGUGACGCCACUCUUAUUGUCCCACCUCAAGACUUGGACCCUGAGACUGUCAGAAGAAUCGUUGAGGCCACUGCCAAGAUUGGUAUGGCUUUGGACAUCACCGGUCCUUACAACAUUCAAUUCAUUGCUAAGGACAACGACAUCAAGGUUAUUGAGUGUAACGUGCGUGCUUCUCGUUCCUUCCCGUUCAUCUCCAAGGUUGUUGGAACUGACUUGAUCGAGAUGGCCACCAAGGCGAUCAUGGACAUUCCUGUGACUCCAUACCCUGGUGAGAAAUUACCCGAGGACUACUGUGCUGUCAAGGUUCCUCAAUUCUCUUUCUCAAGAUUGGCUGGUGCUGAUCCAAUUUUGGGUGUUGAGAUGGCUUCUACUGGUGAGGUUGCUACUUUCGGUAGAAACAAGUAUGAGGCCUAUUUGAAGUCUUUGAUUUCGACUGGUUUCAAAUUGCCAAAGAAAAACAUUUUGUUUUCCAUUGGUUCUUUCAAGGAGAAGCAGGAAUUGUUACCCGCUAUCAAGAAGUUGCAUGAGAUGAACUACAAGUUGUUUGCCACUGCGGGUACCGCUGACUUUAUCAAGGAACACGGUGUGCCAGUUCACUACUUGGAAGUGUUGAGCAAGGAAGAAGAUCAAAAAUCUGAGUAUUCUUUGACUCAGCAUUUGGCCAAGAACUUAAUUGAUUUGUACAUCAACUUGCCGUCUGCCAACCGUUUCCGUCGUCCUGCGAACUACAUGUCCAAGGGUUACGAGUCUCGUCGUAUGGCUGUUGAUUACUCUAUCCCAUUAGUCACAAACGUCAAGUGUGCCAAGUUGUUGAUCGAGGCUCUUUCCAGAGCUCCGAACAUGGAGGUUUCCAACAAUGAUGCUCAAACCUCUCACGCCACCACGACCUUACCCGGCUUGGUCAACAUCUCAUCUUUUGUUCCAUCCUUGAAGGACUUUGAGCAGACUACAAAGACUGCUUUGGCUUCUGGUUUCACUUUCAACGCUUUCUUGCCUCAGACCGUUUCGGGUACGACUAUUGCCGAUGCCAAUGCUUUAGGGGAAGCUAUUACUGCCGCUUCUGAGUCCGCAUACACUGACUUCACUGUUUACGUUGCUGGCUCAGAGACGAACUCUGCUGAAAUCGCUUCUGCUUCCGCUUCCGCUGGUGCUUUGUACUUGCCAUACAACGACUUGGCUAGCUCUAAUGUUGCUUCGAUCUCUGCUCAGUUCACUGCUUGGCCUGCUAACAAGCCAAUCAUCACUGAUGCGAAGGCUACUGACUUGGCCUCUGUGUUGUUGUUGGCUUCUUUGAACCACCGCUCGAUUCAUAUCACUGGUGUUUGCUCCGCAGAAGACUUGGGCUUGAUCAAGAUGGCCAAGACUGGUGGCUUGCAAGUGACCUGCGAUGUUUCUGUGUUCUCUUUGUUCCUUUCUCAAGCUGACUACUCUCAGUUCAGCUUCUUGCCAACUGAGAAGGACCAGGCUGCUUUGUGGAGUGCACUUGAGGACAUCGACUGUUUCACCAUUGGUGUCACCCCAUACUUGGUUGCCAAGGGACUUGGUUACGACAUUGUGCCCGGCUUGGGCUCAAAGGAGACUUUACCCUUGUUGGUUUCUGCUGUCAAGGAUGGCAAGCUCACCAUCGAGGAUAUCGUGAAGCGUUUCUCUACCAACCCGGCUAGAAUCUUUAACAUUUCUCAACAAGAUGCUUCGGUUGACAUUGACCUUGACAGAGUUUACAAAGGAGAUGACUUCACGUCCGCUGUUUUCAAGAACGUGAACUUGAGAGGUUACAUCGAGAGAGUUUCUCACCACGGUGAAACUGUUUGCUUGGACACCGUGAUUUUGUCCAGCGUUGCAUCUGGUCAGAAUGGUGCUCAAGCCAGAGACAGAUUUGGUUCAGUUACUGCUGUCCCACCAUCUCCAAGCAUGGGCCACCGCAGGGUGAGCAGAGCUUCUUUCAACAGCGGCCGCCGUCCAUCUCUUCUCAAGGAGAACACCCAACAAGGUGACUUGGAGAAGUUGGGAUCGGAGUUGGUUUCUCAACCUCCCGCCAACUUGUCUGAAGGUGACGCUCUUGUGAACUACAUCAGAAAGAACAACACCUUUUUGAGAAACUCUGUUUUGUCCGUGAAGGACUUCACUCGCUCCGACAUGCAUGCUUUGUUCACUGUUGCUCAAGAGAUGAGAUUGGGUGUUGAGAGACAAGGCGUUUUGGACUUGUUGAAGGGCAGAUUGUUGGCUACUAUGUUUUACGAGCCAUCCACCAGAACCUCCUCUUCUUUCGAUGCUGCUAUGCAAAGAUUGGGUGGUAGAGUUGUCGCCGUUGCUGCUGACUCUUCCUCUGUCAAGAAGGGUGAGACUUUGCAGGACACCAUCCGUUCUUUGGCUUGCUACUCCGAUGCCAUUGUCUUGAGACAUCCAUCUGAGGAGUCUGCCGAUAUUGCUGCCAAAUACUCUCCAGUUCCAAUCAUCAACGGUGGUAACGGUAGCAAGGAGCACCCAACGCAAGCUUUGUUGGACUUGUUCACCAUCAGAGAAGAGUUGGGAACUGUGAACGGUAUCACUGUGACUUUCAUGGGCGACCUCAAGUACGGCAGACCUGUUCACUCUUUGUUGUACUUAUUGCGCCACUACCAAGUGCGUGUGCAAUUGGUGUCUCCUAAGGAAUUGGCCUUGCCUUCUUCCAUCAAGGAAAUGUUGAAGGAGAACCAAAUGUUGAUCUCUGAGACGGAGGAGUUGACUCCAGAGAUCAUUGCCAAGUCCGAUGUCUUGUACUGCACCAGAGUGCAGGAGGAGAGAUUUGAGAACAAGGAGACUUACUUGAGAUUGAAGGACACUUAUGUCGUUGACAACAGAAUCUUGUCUCAUGCCAAGCAACACAUGUGUGUGAUGCACCCAUUGCCAAGAACAUCUGAGGUGAAGGAGGAGGUUGACUUUGACCAAAGGGCUGCGUACUUCAGACAAAUGAGAUACGGCUUGUACAUAAGAAUGGCCUUGUUGGCCAUGGUGAUUGGCGUUGACUUCUAA
Molecule: messenger RNA, 6624 nt
Organism: Metschnikowia bicuspidata var. bicuspidata NRRL YB-4993
Lineage: Eukaryota; Fungi; Ascomycota; Pichiomycetes; Serinales; Metschnikowiaceae
Gene: URA2
Product: bifunctional carbamoylphosphate synthetase/aspartate transcarbamylase
Exons: 1
Coding region: 1-6624 (2207 amino acids)
Biological process (GO): 'de novo' pyrimidine nucleobase biosynthetic process; UTP biosynthetic process; L-glutamine metabolic process
Cellular component (GO): cytosol; cytoplasm
Molecular function (GO): dihydroorotase activity; metal ion binding; ATP binding
Source: RefSeq, a predicted model, not a curated record